AUGGGCCCCUACUCUAUUCUAUCGAUCGGCAGCCACCCCAACAUCGCCUUCUACAACUGGAGGCUGAACGCCUCGAAGGCGGUCAAGCUGGCCACCGUCGCCUCGACCGCCAUCCUGGACUCGUCCACCCCGGCGUCGAUCCAGAACGCCAAGCCCACCACGUACUCGUGGUCGUCGAACCAGUUCGGCAACGAGAGAUACACCCUCAACAGCGUCUACAACUCCGUGGACGACUACAUCUCGCUCAACGGCGCCUCCCCGGAAAACCUGGACUUCAUCUUCCUCUCGGCCACGUCGCUGCAGGAGCUGUCCACCGUGUGCUCCACCUUGAGCUCCGUGUUGAAGGUGCAGCUCGCCAACCACAACGUGCCUACCAUCAUCGUCGAGUCCACCAACUUCGUCAACUUGGAGCCCUUUGUGAAAAUGUCCCUGCAGCUGGACGACCAGAUCCCGGUCAUCUCGAUCAUGUCCGACUUCGACAUCAGAGAGGUCGGCAACGAUAACUUCCUGGUCUUCAAGAGCAAGAAAGAGUCCGAGUUGAUCUACGUCGGUAAGAGCGGAAGAGAAAGCAGCUACACCUCCGAGGAAAUAGGCUUGAUCAACAAGAUUGCAGAUCUUUUCGAAUCCUCCAACAUCGAUGUCUACAAAUUGAAUACCCCCUUGGAGUUCCUGUCCUACCAAUGGAAGUUUGCAUUGCCAAAAAUAACCGUCGAACCUUUGUCAAUCAUUUUUGAAAAGCCUUUCCCGAGCGACUUGCAAAACCAGAUCUUGGCCAAACCUUUGAUCUCAGGCUUAAUCUUCGAAAUCAUCACCGUCAUCAAGACCAUGGGCUGUAAGCUAUUCAACAGUUACGACAACGAAGUGUCUCUUUUGGAACGUUUAUCUCAGUUAUACCCUCAAGUGGAUUUAAGUUUGGACGCCUCAGAAGCACCAAAACUGUAUUACGAUUUUUUCAAUCAAAAUCAACUUUACUUGGAUUUAUUGUUGCUUCAGCCGAUCUUGAUUGCAGAUGACUACCAAGUUAAAACCCCAUACCUAGAAUUCUUGUAUGCCGUCAUGUCUCAAUACAACUCCAACAAUUUCUCCACCCUAGAGACAUCCACUUCUAUCUUUUGGCUCAGGAAAAACACGGAAAAUAUCCGCCAAUUGAGACUACAGCAGGAUGAGAUUGCCAUGCAAAACUCUUUGCGUGAAAGAGACAUCAAAAACUCGGAAAUGGCACUCAACAAAUCUAUUCCGAAAGGUAAUAGCAAUGGUGCUAUAAGUGGACCUUCCUACCCAAGGAACCCACAGCGUUCUUCAACCGAUCCUCCAAUAGAUCCUGAGAUGGAAGAAUUAUCAGAUAUGGCAAUCACUUACGGUGGCAUAUCCGAUAAAAACAUUCCACCCCAAUCUCGCGAUUACAAUAACGGUACAAAGACUCCGAAUGGUUUUCCAUCCUCGAAUAAUUUACAACCUCCAUUCCCUGUAAAUAACAAUCCCAAUAGCAUACCAGGCAAUGCAUCUCCAAACUACAUGCCUCAACAAAAUCUUCCUCAUGGUCUACCGCCUCAAGGCUUACCUCCUCAGCAACAAAUUUUCAACUCACCUCAACAACAACAACCUCCUCCAAUGCAAAUUCCUCCAAAUCGUGGUGGAAGAGGUUACUACAAUAAUGGUCCUCAAGGCGGACACCCCCAAAUGAACCCAUAUGCUUCUAGAGAUGAUGUAUCAUUUAUGUCCGGUCGUGCUUCUCACAUGAAUAUGAACCAGAACUAUGAUUCUUCAUUCAAUAGCAUGAACGGCAUGGGUGGAAUGAAUGGAAUGAAUGGCAUGAGCGGUAUGGGUCCAAUGAAUGGCAUGGGUCCAAUGAACGGUAUGGGUCCAAUGAACGGCAUGGGUCCGAUGAAUGGCAUGGGUCCGAUGAAUGGUAUGGGUGGCCCAAACAGACCAUUCAAACCAACAUCACGUAAAAGCUCACGUAAAAGUGUUGCUGCCCUGACAAAUUCAGUGGCUGGAGGUUAUAGCCAUACCGGUGGAAUGCCAUCACGUCACUCAAUGGCUCCUCAAGCUUCAAACUCAAAUUUGAGAAGUGCCGCAAAUGUCAAGAGACCUAACGGCGGCAUCAGCCAAUCAACCUCCCAAUUUGGUUUGGACAAUUCCUUUACGCCUCCAGGAGUGGUUGCCAAUGGUAGUGGAAGUGAUGGAUUAUCAAAUGGUAGCUCAUCUAGCCUACCUGGUGCUAACGGUGCUGCCGUUCCUCCUCCAAAAACUAGCAACAUUGAUUUGGUUCCGGUUCCAGAAGCAACACCUGCUCCUACUCCUGCUUAUGUUCCAAGUCAGGAAAAGAAAGAGGAGAAGAAAAAGAAGCGUGGCUUCCUGAAGUUCGGUAAAAAGAAUAAAGAAUGA
Messenger RNA from Pichia membranifaciens NRRL Y-2026, 2388 nucleotides. RefSeq lists its product as hypothetical. The transcript has a single exon. Gene Ontology annotation, molecular function: oxidoreductase activity. Gene Ontology annotation, cellular component: cytoplasm. Lineage: Eukaryota; Fungi; Ascomycota; Pichiomycetes; Pichiales; Pichiaceae. The coding region runs from base 1 to 2388 and encodes 795 amino acids. The record is from RefSeq and is a predicted model, not a curated record.